Cimex lectularius (bed bug) is the source of this 2194-nucleotide messenger RNA. Its product is annotated as PWWP domain-containing protein 2A-like. The record is from RefSeq and is a predicted model, not a curated record. Bases 50 to 1627 code for a protein of 525 amino acids. The transcript is spliced from 4 exons. Gene Ontology annotation, molecular function: chromatin binding. Gene Ontology annotation, cellular component: nucleus; chromocenter. Lineage: Eukaryota; Metazoa; Arthropoda; Insecta; Hemiptera; Cimicidae.
GGUUCUCCGUAUCGUAUCGCAACAUCGUACAUUCGCAGAUCGUAUCAGGAUGGCCGACACUCAAAUUGAUACGACUGCUGUGAUGUUGACAACAAAUUCCAAAAUACUCGUGACAGUCGAUGAAGCCCUGCAAGAUGUUAUCGUCGUCUCGUACGCCUUCGAGAGCAAACUGUACCAGGGCGUCCUCCUGGACUCAACGAAAAAGUACCUGCCGUGUCGGAUCAAUGAAAAUGUCAUGAGCCCCAAACCUGAGAACACAGAAGAGGACAAGCUGUAUUUUAGUAUACGUCAAAGGUUUACAUAUUUUCAGGAGAAACCGUUACACUUAAAUCAUUACCACAUACAAAAGAAAUUUACCAAAUCCAAGUCACAAAAGAUGACUGUUAGGCUGAGGCCGAGGCAAGUCCUGUGUUCGAAAUGUAAAUCAAUUUGUAGUGAAAAUUCUGAAAAUGUCAAUUCUCAUAUGACAAGGAGUAAAAGAACGGACCCUCAAGAGCCUCAGGGGAAACCACUCCCGGCCAAGCCACUGUGUUCAGAAAAUAGAAGAGGAAAUGAAGUUAACGGCUCGCCGCCGAAGCUUUGUCCUUCCUUCAUUCCAAAAUAUUCGUGUAAAACUCACAAAGAACUCUUAACUCCAAAUACCGAUAUAAAUGGUGGAAGUGAAAUUUCUGAUGAAUACUGGUUCAAAAAUAAUGAAACAGGGGAAGGCAGGGUUGAUGAGGAUGAGGAUGACAAACAGAUGGUUUUGAGGAAAAAGCGGAGUGUCGGGUCAAUGGAGGAUCUUUGGGAUGAAACGGUUUUUGAAGAAAGCUCUAAAAAAGCCAAAACCACUCCUGUGAUAAAAAUUUCGUUCGGGUCGCAAGGGGAAGGCACGAUUUUGAAGAUCCCAUCAAAAGUCCAGCAAGACAGCGAUAAAGAACAAGAUGACGGGCCAAACAACGAUGAAGAAAUUAAAGCUGUCAAAAAAGCAAAUAAAAAAGCAAAAAAAGAAGCUAAAAGAAAAACCCUCCCUGUCUCAUCGCCAAAUGCAAAUCAAGAGGACCAACAAUUACAGUACAGAAAGCAUAGGCAUAAGGUCAAACACAAGAAGAAACACAAGAGCGAGAAGAACGAUGAGGAGAUAAAGGAAAAAUGUUUGAAGCAGAAACUUUCCAUCAAUUUAAAAAGGGUUUCGUCGACAUCUUAUGAAAAAAGGAAUGACGGCAGUGACUCUAGCCUCAGCAGCGAGGAGAUUCCAGACUUCCCUUCUUCGACACCAGUUGUCGGCAGUGAAAAUGUCGAGUCAUGUAAGACUGAUAAUGGAACGACGUUCGCAGUAGGGGAUGUUGUCUGGGGAAAAAUGCAUGGUUUCCCUUGGUGGCCUGGCAAGGUACUUAAUAUUUUAAUAAGGACCGACAAGAUGAGUUGGGACGCCCAUGUUUCGUGGUAUGGCACACCGACAUCAUCCAUGAUGCCAUGUGAACAAUUAUCACCUUUUUUACAAUUUUUUGAGAUAAGAUACAACAGAAGGAAAAAAUCUGCAGGUUACAAAGAGGCGAUACGAUUAGCGACAUCGGAGGCCUCUGCCAUUCAACCCGAUGCGACGAUUCCUGAAUUAGUGACGCUGGACCAGCCAGUCGAAGCAUAGCCAAAAAUUACUUUAAAAAUUACAGCCCCAGGUUCAUUAUUCUUUGAAAUUGUGAUAUGCAAAGUACGGGUCAUCCGAUCGGCAAAAUACAUUUUUGUAUCGUCUUGUGAUUUGAUACAAAGUUUAUACUGUACAAAGAGAAAAAAAAUUAAUUGGAAAUUGCACGAGGUUGUAAGCCAUACAUUAAUGCAAUAUAUUAUACAAAGUAUAUAAGCACAUAUUUAUUAUGUAUAGCUGUGUAUAUAUGUAAUUUUGGAAUGACUAUGUUAUUUAAGGGCCAUGCCUAAAUCCUGUUAUUAAAACUGACGGUUUUAAUUUUUUUAACUUGAGUAGAAAAAGCAUGAAACAUGUUUUACAUGAAAAGCGUUUAAUUCUAUAGAUAAUUGAAGAAUCAAAUGAAUGUGUAUUUUAGUAAAUGGAUUUUCAAUUAAAUAUUUUGAAGUCUGUUGUAUUGAAAUGAUCGAUAAGCUCUGAAUUGAAAAAAACGGGCAUAAAUGUUAUGUUGUGCAAGGGGCCAACAAAAGAAAAUCAAUGUUGAGAAAUGUGAAAUUAUAUUUUUUCCCCUUA